AUGCCGCUCAUCCUAAUAUCUGGUUUUCCAUCGAGUGGCAAGACCUUCCGUUCUCAUCAACUGAUCCAGGACUUCACCCGGAAAAUCUCCGAGUCUCAAGAUCCCAAAAUUCAGCGGCUCAAAAUCGUGCACAUUGAUGACGCAAAUCUCGGUCUGUCCCGCGAUGUCUAUGCUACAGCUCGUGCAGAGAAGGAUGCCAGAGCGACGUUCUCCUCUGCCAUCAAGCGAGUUCUGACACGAGACACCGUUGUGGUCGCGGAUGGCAUGAACUAUAUCAAAGGCUUCCGAUACCAACUUUACUGCGAAGCGAAAGCGGUACAGACGACCAACUGUGUAGUGCACGUGGGAACGCCCAGUGAAACAUGCCGUCGAUUGAAUGAACAGGCUCUAGAAGAUCCCAAAGGCGGUGGCUACGUACCUGAAGUUUUUGAGAACCUGAUCUUCCGCUACGAGGAGCCGAACGGCAUGAACAGAUGGGAUGCGCCACUAUUUAUAAUCCCCUACGAUGACGCAGAGCCACCGAGUGAUGCGAUAUGGGAAGCCAUGAUCGGAUCUGAUGGCAAGCAAAAGGUUGUUCGACCGAACGCCGCAACGGUCUUGAAGCCGGCAGCCGAACAGGGAUAUCUGUACGAACUGGACAAGACGACCUCAGAUGUCGUUGCGCUGAUUACCAGCUGGCAACAAGACCAUACUGGCGAAAGCGGAGGCGAGGUUCGAGUGCCUGAGUCAGAGCAGGUCAUCAGUCUACCGACGAGCUCUCCCACUUUGCCUCAACUUCAAAGACUGCGGAGGCAAUUCAUUGGCUUGAAUAGGCAGCACACGUUGAGCAAGAGCCGGAUACGUGAUCUGUUCAUUGACUACUUGAACGACGCGUUUGAGAGCUGA
This is a messenger RNA of Pseudocercospora fijiensis CIRAD86, 885 nucleotides long. RefSeq lists its product as uncharacterized. The record is from RefSeq and is a predicted model, not a curated record. NCBI's taxonomy places the organism in Eukaryota, Fungi, Ascomycota, Dothideomycetes, Mycosphaerellales, Mycosphaerellaceae. The coding region runs from base 1 to 885 and encodes 294 amino acids. The transcript is spliced from 2 exons.